Sitophilus oryzae (rice weevil) is the source of this 1275-nucleotide messenger RNA. RefSeq names its product HIV Tat-specific factor 1-like. The record is from RefSeq and is a predicted model, not a curated record. Gene Ontology annotation, cellular component: U2-type spliceosomal complex; U2 snRNP. Bases 1 to 1275 code for a protein of 424 amino acids. NCBI's taxonomy places the organism in Eukaryota, Metazoa, Arthropoda, Insecta, Coleoptera, Curculionidae. The transcript is spliced from 3 exons. Gene Ontology annotation, molecular function: RNA binding.
AUGAGUGAACUUAGUGAAAAGUUGAGUGAGAUUAAUCCUAAAGACAACACACCGCCGAGUCUACCAAACGGUUCUGGGCCUUCUGGCGAACAAGAAAGUUUCCUCGGUGAAAAAUCACAAGAAGCAUCUGUUCCGACUUCAAACCUUGAGGGAAAGGCUGAGGAAAAAAAUGAAGAAUCCGGAAAUGAAGAUCGGGAUACAGAUAAGAAUGAAUGGGUCCCUCGUAGGGCUCGUAGGAACGUAACUUACGAAUUCGAAGACGGCACCCAUCACGUCUACACCGAUGAAGAAGGCUUGAAGUUUUUCUGGGACAGAGAGAGGAAUGGUUGGUUUCCAAAAGUGGAUGAUUUUAUGGCUCAUUAUCAGAUCAAUUAUGCAUUUUACAAUAAAACCAGCACAGAAUCAAAAACUGAUGCAACUUCCAAUCUUCUAGAAGCAGCUCCACCGAUUAAAGGGGAAAAAAGGAAAACUUCAGAACCAACUUGGACACAGAGAAAAGUUCAUAGAGUGAUGAGCGAUAAUGACCGGUUUGUGAUCAUAAAGAACCUUUUUGAACCUUCUCUGUUUGACCACGAUGUCGGUCUUAUCGUGAAAUUCGAACAGGUGUUGACAGAGGAAAUUAGGAAAAUAGGACAAGUGCGAAAAGUGAUGGUAUACGAUAGAGAGCCUGAGGGGGUAGCGCGAGUAGCGAUGGCGACGACAGAAGAGGCCGAUCAAGUUGUUAUGAUGUUGAACGGCGGAUCGUUCAUGAAAAGGCGAUUAACAGCAAAAAUAUGGGAUGGUAACACACGUUAUACAAGGGUUAUACUUAGUUCAUUUUACAAUAAAGCCAGUACGGGAUCAAAAACUGCAACUUCCAAUCUUUUAGAAGCAGCUCCACCUGCUGAAUCAAAAACAAUUAAAGGGGAAAAAAGGAAAAUUUCAGAACCAACUUGGACACAGAGAAAAGUUAUUAGAGUGAUGAGUGAUAAUGAUCGGUUUGUGAUUAUAAAGAACCUUUUUGAACCUUCUCUGUUUGACCACGAUAUCGAUCUUAUGGUGAAAUUCGAACAGGUGUUAACAAAGGAAAUUCGAAAAAUAGGAAAAGUGCGAAAAGUGAUGGUAUAUGACAGAGAACCUGAGGGGAUAGCGCGAGUAGCGAUGGGGACGACCGAGGAGGCCGAUCAAGUUGUUGUGAUGCUGAACGGAGGAUCGUUCAUGAAAAGGCGAUCAACAGCAGAAAUAUGGGAUGGCAAGACUCGAAUUCAAAUCAAGUACAAAGAAAAAAAUCCAUAA